AUGAAAUUACUAGCCAGUUUCCAUAAGUCAUUCCCUAAUCUACGUCUUUCCUUCUUCUCCAGCAUUCCAGCAAAAUCCCCAAACCUCCCUUCCCCUUUCCUGCCUCUACCACCGAUCAAAAUCUUCCACCAAUGUCCUUCUCCGCCAAUCGCAACCUCCAUUGUCGUCGCUCCUCUUUUCUCACCGUCGUCUCCUUCCUUUAACAGCUCAGAUUUACAUCGAAGUUUAGAAGCUUAUACUGCUCUUGGCGACUACGGUGGUGGAGACUCCGCUUUGGCUUCUCUUUGGGAUGCUCUUCCGUCAGUCUUCCUCGACGGAGGCCAGAUUUCUCUUCCUCCUAGUUACGGAAAGUCUUCGGUGUUACAAGCAUUGUUGGGGGAGAUUUUUCUUCUUAAUGGAUUAGGGAGUGUGACAAGAAGACUCUUGGUGUUGUAGUUGCAAAAAAACGAUGAUGGAUUGAGUAUGCUGAAUUUGGACAUAUGCCACAUUAAUCAAUUCAUAAAACCCUAUAUCUCUCUUCUGUUUUAUCUCUUCCGGUAGAUCAAAGUGAUUCUUCUUCUUGUCAUAUGAAGCUUUUUUGAUUUGGAUGCAUUUUGUGUCACAAAGGCGGAAUAUGAAGAUUUUGGAUCUUCUCGUGAUUGUAUGCAAUUCCUUCUUUAGUUCAUAUUACUAAAAGCUUGAAAUUAAGGCGUGACUCUUGUUCUUAGUUAGUCUAGUUAGAACCAAAGUUGGUGUGUUUCAUGGAGGUUGGCGGUGGUUCCACCACCGCAUCAGAUAUGGUUUUCAGUGUUGGUGUUUACAAAAGGAAGUUCUGAAAGAAAAGAUGCACACAAGGUGUUUGAUGAAAUGCCUUAAUGGAAUUUGGUAAGUUAUUAAGUUGUGAAAGCAUACUUUUUGUGUAUUAAACCAUGGGAAAAUGACAUAAAAGCCCUUAAGUUUUCACAAAAAUGUCGGUUUUAUCCUUGGACGUGUUUUAUGUCCAGUAAAGCCCGAAGUUUUGUUUAAUUUGUUCAUUUUUACCCUUGUAGCCGGUUUUCAGGUAACCUACCGGUUACCUAAUGCCAGUAAAGCCCUUGAAUUUUAAAAAAUGUUCAGAUUUACCCUUAAGUUUUUCAAAAAUGUUCGGAUUUAUCCUUAUAUUGAUUGUUGUUGUUAUUAUUAUUAUUAU
Molecule: messenger RNA, 1168 nt
Organism: Lactuca virosa
Lineage: Eukaryota; Viridiplantae; Streptophyta; Magnoliopsida; Asterales; Asteraceae
Source: the annotation of a GenBank genome assembly